Molecule: messenger RNA, 4866 nt
Organism: Octopus sinensis (East Asian common octopus)
Lineage: Eukaryota; Metazoa; Mollusca; Cephalopoda; Octopoda; Octopodidae
Product: phospholipase A-2-activating protein
Exons: 12
Coding region: 22-2265 (747 amino acids)
Biological process (GO): proteasome-mediated ubiquitin-dependent protein catabolic process; ubiquitin recycling
Cellular component (GO): cytoplasm; nucleus
Molecular function (GO): ubiquitin binding
Source: RefSeq, a predicted model, not a curated record
AUUUAUUGUACACCGGUAAUAAUGGCGUCGCCAUAUAAACUGCGGUCUACAGUUGUAGGACAUGAAAAUGAUGUAAGAACACUGACCACUUGUCCACUUCACGAAGAUAUUAUAAUAUCAGGAUCCAGAGAUUGGACGACUCGAGUAUGGACCGCUAAUAAAAGUAAUGGUUUUCAAGAAAGAUGUAAAAUUCAAGACCAUUCCAAUUUUGUGUCCAGUGUGUGUGUGAUUCCACCAACUACAUCGCAGGAGGGUUUGAUGAUUACUGGCAGCAAUGAUAAAUCUAUUAUUGUCUAUGACCUAGACACUUUUCAGAAGCUCUAUCAGCUAACUGGUCAUGAAGGAACUGUCUGUGCUCUAACUUCUGGGAAACCUGGUACAAUCAUCAGUGGCUCUUGGGAUAAAACUGCCAAAGUGUGGGUGAAUAAACAGUGUGCCAUGACUCUUGAAGGUCAUGAGGCAGCUGUAUGGGUUGUGAGGUAUAAUUCUGCCCUUGAUCUUCUGCUCACUGGUUCUGCAGAUAAAACAAUACGUGUGUGGCGAGAUAAUAAAUGUGAAUCUGUUAUAAGAGGUCACACCGAUUGCGUGAGAGAUAUUGCCAUCCUUGACAACAACCAGUUCCUAUCUUGUUCUAAUGAUGGGACCAUUCGCCGAUGGCUACUCAGUGGGGAAUGCAUCCAUGUUUAUAAUGGACACAGCAGCUUUGUCUACAGUUUAGCUUUGCUACCAAAUGACGACGGAUUUGUUACUACUGGAGAAGACAAAACUCUACGUAUUUGGCAAAACACUUCCUGUGUCCAGACCGUCUUCCAUCCAUGCAAUUCUGUAUGGUCUGUGUGUGUCCUACAGAAUGGAGAUAUUAUCACUGGUGGAAGUGAUGCCAUGAUACGAGUGUUUACCCGAAAUACUGACCGUAUGGCCGCUGUUGAAGACCAAAAGACAUAUGAUGAUCUGGUAACUCUCAGUAAUGCUCCCUCUAAAGUAGCUGGAGUGAAGAUGGAAGACAUUCCUGGUUUGGAAGUCUUAAGAAAACCUGGUCAGGCUGGUCAGCAGCGAAUGGUAAGAGAUGGUGAUAAAAUAAUGAUGUAUGUAUGGAACACUAACAGUGAACAGUGGGAUUUACUUGGGGAUGUCACAGGAUCAGGUAGCAAUGACCAUGCUCCACAAGGGAAAACAUUGUACAAAGGAAAGGAAUAUGAUUAUGUUUUUAGUGUGGACAUAGACCCAAAUGUCCCAGCUUUGAAAUUACCAUACAACCUAGAUGAGAAUCCAUGGUCAGCGGCAAACGAGUUCUUACAGGCCAAUGACUUGAGUCCAAUGUUCUUAGACCAAGUAGCUAAGUUUAUUAUCGAUAACUCUAAAGCAGCCCAGCCACAUGUUGUUUCAACACAAGCUUACAGUGAUCCUUUGACUGGAAGUUCUCGUUAUAUACCACCAGAUUUAAUUACUGGAGAUGAAACUCAAUACACUCCAACCAACUCCUUUUUUCCCCGGUAUGCUUUCCUUACAGUUGAUGCGGCCAAUGAGAAACAAAUACUUGAUAAGCUGCAUGAGUUCAACAAGAAAAUUGGGCAUCUUCAAAUUCCAGAAUCUUCUAUCAAUGAACUUUCACCUCUGAUCUUAGGAAAAUCUUCUACACCAGAACUAUUGACAACUUUAAAUUCACUCUUGAAAUGGCCUAAAGAUUAUAUUUUCCCGGCACUGGAUGUUUUACGAAUUGCAAUUAAAUCAGAAGCAGUGAAUCAAUAUUUUUGCACUCCAGGAAAUGGCAAGGAGAUUGUUGAGUUUCUGAAAAAUAUGACUGACUCUGAGCAGCCAAAUGCCAACAAAACUGUAGCUUUACGAAUACUGGCUAACGUCUUUGUACAAAAACCUGGAGAAACAGCCUGUCUCAGUGAAAGGGAUUCAAUUUGGGUGUUACUUAGCAAUUGCAUACCUGGUGCAACUAAAGGUAUCCAGAUUGCUUUGACAACAGUGCUUUUGAAUUACUCAAUCAUCUACCUCAGUAAAAACGACCAUGAUGGUAAAUCUCAAUGCCUGACAAUCACUAAAAAGCUCUUUGAGGAAGAAAAGCUAGAUCAAGAAGCUAUAUUCCGUCUUUUAGUAAUGCUUGGAAACCUAUUACAUAAUGAUGAAGUAGCAGUUGGUAUUGCAGCAUCUUUAGGAUUUGAGAAACACAUUCAGCCAUUGCUGGAUACUAAAAUGAAUGUUGAAAAAGUCAGCAGUUGUGCUAAAUAUUUGCUGGAAAGGUUGAAAGUCAUGUAAAACAGAUUAUUUCAAUUUAUCAGUGACUGUCUUACAGAGUUUUACUCUACUUCCUUGUUUUAACAUCAGACUGCUUAAGUACACUUUAUCAAAUAAAGCUAUUUAGUAAAUUAAUGGUAUCAAAAGGCAAAAAGAAAAUAACAUCAGCAAUUAAAUAAAAAUUAUUUCUUAAAAUAUCAAAUCUAUAUAUAAUUUAUUCUAUAAUCAAGAAAAGAAUUUUUUUUUUUUCCUCUCUGAUUGGUGAUGUGAAAUUUAACAGUGUACAUUUUCUGGAAUGUUAGUAAACCAAGAAAUAAAUACAUAAAUUUGGGGGUUUUACUUGUUUGGCAAAUAAUUUGUUCUGGGACUGUGUGUAGAAUCUGAAAUAAUUACUUCUUGGUAGUCAUUGAUAGCCAUUUAAAACAUGUACGUGUAUAGGCAAUGGCAGGCUAUAUGUGGUUUCAAGUUCAGUCUCACUGCUUAGGACAUUGGGCAAGUGUUUUCUACGAUACAUCUGGACUGACCAAUACCUUUUGAAUGUAAUUUGUUGACAAAUUAUUUGCAAGUCUGUUCUGUAGGGUGGGGUGCAUGCUCAUAUAUGCAAAUGUUUAUAUUCCUUGCUGACAUUACAACUGGUUGCGUUACAUUUUCAAAGACUGGUGCAAUAAAAAAAUUUCUUUGCUUAAAAAACUGGUUAGAGUUGCUGAUAGCAAGGUCAUUUGGCCAUAAAGUACUGCCUUCCAUUUUAUGCUCUUGUAGAAAAUUGGGUAUUAUAUGAAAGAAUGGGGGAAGAUUAUUAGCUUUAAUUAAAUUUUACUGAGACUGAAACAUACAGAUAUGUCUUUGUAGACAACAUAGAGAAGGUUUAUAUCCGAAGAGUCAGAUUUUGCAUUGUCAACUUGUAUGAAGCAAUCCAUUUAACAUUGAUUGUCCUUAAUAAAGACAAUCAAUUGUUCAAUAAGUUGGAACUCAUUGAACACAGCAUCUCACUUUGAAAUCAAAAUCAACAAUUUCAUACUUUAUUCUUUUACUUGUUUCAGUCAUUUGACUGCGACCAUGCUGGAGCAUCACCUUUAGUCAAACAAAUUGACCCCAGGACUUAUUCUUUGUAAGCUUACUUAUUCUAUCAGUCUCUUUUACCAAACCACUAAUUUAUACAAGUUCAUUAAUUAUUCAAGAAGCUUUGUAGAGUGGAAGGAAUAGUAAAUUUCUAGAUGUGUUUGAAAUAACAUAUACAUGCUAGGUCACACUUCAAUAGAAUCUCUGCAUGAAAUAAUACUUUUGCAAGUUCAAUUCCUGCAUAAACACUCAUACAUAUCUGUUAAUAAUCAGAAUUUAAACUUUAUUGUCUAAAUAACUGAGAUGAGUUAUUAAUAAAAUUAUAAUUGUUCAUAGUCUUAACCUUUUCUUCAGAGAGGGGAAACGUUUUUAAUAUCUGGUUGUAGGUGCAGACAUGGCUGUGUUGUUAAAAAGUUUGCUUUACAAUUUGUUUUGGGUUGAGUCCCAUUGCAAGUGUCUUCUACAACCUCGGCUAGACCAUUGCCUUCUGUUCAACUUUGAUUGAACAGAAUUUGUACAGGAGCCCAUAUGUUUGUAUGUGUGUACAUGCAUGUGUAUUUAUGUGUGAAGCAAGUAUGGUCUGUUGGAUAUGUGACAUUAGUGAGUAUGAACAGUGUAGCAAAAACGAACUGAGAAAAAGCUGGAUAUAAGAGGACUUGGAUGUAGUGUGCAAGAAAGAAGUCAGCAUUUAUACCAAAGAUGACACCUGUAUAAGAAAUACAGGACAUUCACAGUGGAUAGAAAACUCUGCAAAAGAAGAUUUAAGAAAACCUCAGACAAACAGAGAUUGAUCUUGGGGUGCUGAACCUCAAAAAAGGGUUGCAACACUUAGCAAUACAGCACAUGGGAAGACUUUCUCUCCUAUGCAAGCAUGACAUGUAUCAAAAUGUUAAAAUGAUAGUGGUGAAAGCUGGGAGGUAUGUACAGCUACAUUUGGACUUAUUGCCCAAAAGUUAACUUUCCAUUUGCUGCCUAUAUUUUAGCCUGUUAUUCAGGAUACUCUUGUUAAACUUUCAUUUGUUCUUUGAUACCCUCUCAUGUUUCUGUCACUAAUCUCUGACACUCUCCCCUAUCCACUGUAUCAUCACUUAACUUUUCCCAUCUUGCUUUUCGAUAUCCUCUCAUCUCUGUUGUCAUUUUGUUUCUUACAUCAUGUUCACUUCUGUCACUCAUCCCUCAUUCACCCAUCUUUUCACUCACACUCUCUCAUGUCCAUUUACUGUACCAUCACUCAGAUUCACCCCAUCAUCAUGUUACCUUGAACAGAGAUACUUAUAAGAGUACAAGGCAAGCUCAUUAGUGCUGGUGCCACUAACACACUCUGUGAAGUGGUUGGUGUUAUUUUUGUGUUGAAUAAAUAAAAUUAAGCAAUUUAUGGCAUACUUACUAUUUAUGAAAGUUGAAAAUCGAAAUUUGUAAGCAAUCAUCUUGAUGUUUGGCAAAAAAAAUAUUGAAAUUUUUAGGGGGAAAAGUUUUUCCAGAAUCAUUUUUAAAUGUGGAAUCCCAAAAGCAAAUUUUUAGGAAAAAAAAACGUUUAAAACAAAAAAUUUAAGUGGGGAGAAA